This is a messenger RNA of Geodia barretti, 666 nucleotides long. NCBI's taxonomy places the organism in Eukaryota, Metazoa, Porifera, Demospongiae, Tetractinellida, Geodiidae. The record is from the annotation of a GenBank genome assembly.
AUGAUAAUAGAUCCGCGAACGUUCGAACGUUUCAACCUGAUACUCACGGGUGUCGUUGUUCCGCGCCCCAUAGCGUUCGUCUCGACAAUAUCUAUCGACGGUGUGGUCAAUCUGGCGCCGUACAGCUUUUUCAACGCUGUCGCGUACAACCCUCCCACGGUGGUGUUCUCAUCUUCCCGCAAAGCCGCCGGAUGGCAGGACAAACGCAAGGACACUUUGACCAACAUCGAAGAGACUGGUGAAUUCGUGGUCAACGUGGUGGUGGACGAUAUCGCCGCCGCCAUGAACGCCACCGCCGCCGAAUACCCCUCGGACGUCUCUGAGUUCGUCAUUGCCGGGCUAACCGAAGCGCCCAGCGAAGUUGUAAAGGCGCCUCGGGUGUUGGAAUCACCGGUUAACAUGGAGUGCCGGUUGAGCCAAAUCGUGAACAUUGGCGAGCAGCCGCAUCAGCAUGGCCUGGUCAUCGGAGAAAUUGUGCGCAUGCAUUUGCGCGAGGAUGUAUUGUACGAGGGCCCCAACGGUUACCGGGUCAAUCAUCAGGCACUGCAGCCCACGGGCCGGUUGGCCGGCAACGCUUACUGCCGCACUGACGAUGUGUACGAACUGAUCCGCCCCAAUUACGUUCCGGAAGAGGCCGAACAGACCGCCGGACAACCCGCCGACUGA